This is a messenger RNA of Mesorhabditis belari, 603 nucleotides long. NCBI's taxonomy places the organism in Eukaryota, Metazoa, Nematoda, Chromadorea, Rhabditida, Rhabditidae. The record is from the annotation of a GenBank genome assembly.
AUGAAUUCUAUCAAACGUUUGCUCACCUAUCGACCAGAAAUCUCAUUUCGAGAGUUCUCUUUAUUAUUUCUAAGAGCUUCUAUAGCGGCCGCUUUAAAUUAUGGAUUAUCAAUGGCACUUUUCAAUCCUCAACUUAUCCCGAUUAUUGAUCAGCUCUGGGAUCAAUUAUCGAUGAAAAAGUUUGACGCUUUCGCCGAUGAUGCGUUUCGAACGAAGAAAAUGAAUCGCUUCUGGCCACCGCGAGAUUUCCCAUUAAUCUAUUUAGCAUACUCAUUUGCUGUGUAUUUUGUGUCAAAAAUAAUGGAUCCAAUCUAUCUUCAAGAGGCGUUGAGCGUUGUGUUCAGUGAUGAAAAGGAGGAGAAAAUGAAAGUAAAUGAAGCCGAGGAAAACAUCUGGUUGAGGCUAUGGGGAAGGCUGUUAGGCUGUAUUGUACAGGCAAUAGUUUAUUUCGCAAUGUUAUUACCCCCGUAUCGACUUGGAGAGCUUCACGUUUUCGUCAUUUUACUCAACUAUGUUCAUCUUCUACUUUCAGUCAUGAUUUGUAAUCUCUGUAUGUUUGCUGGGUUUCCUAAUAAAUGUAUGGACAAAAUGCUCGACGUUUUC